GUGGUCUGGUCUCAGUGCUCACAGGGCGUCGUUCGGCUGUGUGUCUGUGUGUGCGGUGUACUCGGCUGUCUGCGGCCGGACUCUCUGUGUGUCUCAGUGCUGUGUACUCGGCUGUCGGAGCCCGGCUGUGUCGGCCGUACCGCUGUGGUGGAGUUGUCCGGGAAUCGCGGCGGAGCCCGGGGCUCUCGGUCUAGCGCACUCUCGGCUCGGUUCGCACAUAUCGCCGCCAUGGGCUGCACGGUGAGCGCCGAGGACAAAGCGGCGGCCGAGAGAUCCAAGAUCAUCGACAAGAACCUGCGGGAGGACGGCGAGAAGGCGGCCAGGGAGGUCAAACUGCUCCUGCUCGGUGCGGGAGAAUCUGGAAAGAGUACCAUCGUCAAACAGAUGAAAAUUAUCCAUGAAGAUGGUUAUUCAGAGGAGGAGUGUCGACAGUACCGUGCCGUGGUCUACAGCAACACCAUUCAGUCUAUCAUGGCGAUUAUUAAGGCCAUGGGAAACCUCAAGAUAGAUUUUGGAGAUACUGCCCGAGCGGAUGAUGCAAGGCAGCUUUUUGCACUGUCCUGCACAGCAGAGGAGCAGGGUAUCCUGCCGGACGACUUGGCUGGAGUGAUUCGCAGGCUGUGGGCAGACCAGGGAGUGCAGGCCUGUUUCAACCGCUCCAGGGAGUACCAGCUCAAUGAUUCUGCAGCAUACUAUCUCAAUGAUCUGGAGCGGAUCGCCAGGUCAGAUUAUGUGCCUACUCAGCAGGAUGUUCUCCGGACGAGAGUGAAAACUACUGGCAUCGUCGAGACACAUUUCACCUUCAAAGAUCUUCACUUCAAAAUGUUUGAUGUUGGCGGUCAGCGAUCUGAAAGAAAGAAGUGGAUUCAUUGUUUCGAAGGGGUUACAGCCAUCAUCUUCUGUGUGGCACUCAGUGCCUAUGACCUGGUCCUGGCAGAAGAUGAGGAGAUGAAUCGGAUGCAUGAGAGUAUGAAGCUGUUUGAUAGUAUCUGUAACAACAAGUGGUUCACAGAGACGUCCAUCAUCUUGUUUCUUAACAAAAAGGAUCUGUUUGAGGAGAAGAUCACACACAGUCCACUCACCAUUUGCUUCCCAGAAUACACAGGUGCAAAUCAGUAUGAUGAAGCUGCCAGUUACAUCCAGAGCAAAUUUGAGGAUCUGAACAAGAGGCGUGACACAAAAGAGAUAUACACACAUUUCACAUGUGCAACCGACACAAAGAACGUACAGUUUGUGUUUGACGCGGUGACAGAUGUGAUCAUUAAAAACAACUUAAAAGACUGUGGCCUGUUCUAAGUCAAAGGGUGGGGUCCGUGCUGGCUGCAGAUUGGGGGCUUCACCCCUUUUUGGAUUUUACAGUUUUUAUCCUGAGUUUGUUGCAUUUUGUAAUUAACCUUUCCUCUGCUGGAUCGAAGUCUGCCAAGUAGAGCAAUACACUAUGCAAGGCUGUGCAGUGCAGCCCGAGCAUGGCAGCGUUUGGUUAUAAACCCUUCCCUCUUUUUCCACCUUAAAGCUUUCUCGUCUCUUGAUUUUUUUAUUUUAUUUUUUAAACCCUUGACACUAGGGAGGGCUUUUUGAGAAGUGAGCUAGCAUGGCACUUCUGGAUCGCAAGUCACCUUAAAGCACUCCUUCGUAGUCUUGGGUGGGGAAUUGUGUGAAUCCCUGGAUAUGAAGCCGUCUCCUAUUCCAAAGCCAUCUCUGCGAUUUAAAUACCGUACAUCUUGAAGCACUAAAGCCACUGAUCCGGAAGUGAACCUAUCUGCGUGCAAGGGUCUUUAAAUGAUAAAUAUUAGCUCACUUUGAUUCCAAGGACUUACACAAGACCGCCAGAUACUGCAGAAAUGCCAAAAUGAUGGCGGUUUUCCUUCCAGUGGAAAGGAAUGGGUUAUCUUUUUGGCUGUAGCACAAGCCUACAGUAGUGCUCUUUUUUUGGCAGUAAAAGGCUAAAUAAAAUCCAUCUAAUUUCGCCUUCAAAAACAUUCAUGGUAACCAUUUUAUGCCAGAAAAAAAAUCAUUCUGCAUCCUUUUGCAGUGGAAGCUUUUAUCUACAUUCCACCACCACUGCAAUAUUAUAUAUUGUAUACCGCAGGGUUCAUUCAUUAGACAAUGAAUUGAAUACCAAACUGCAAAAUCCAGGCUAAAAUAGCCAAGCUAUAGCCAGUUUGGAUAUUGUUUCCCCUAAAUUAAAUGUUGGCCUAAAUAUUGAAAUUAGGUUUUCAAUUCUCUACAAAUUGCUGUUUAUUAAGUGAACCCCCAUGUGCACUUCCAGCCAAGAAGGGGUUAACCCAUCUAAGCAUACACACAUUCCUUAUUAAAUCGUUAUUUAAAAAAAAAAAAAAAAAAGUUGAAAAAGUCUAAAAUGUUUGGCUGGGGUGGAAAAACCUCUAAUGUGGGAGGUGGGGUUGAUUUAUUUACAUGCCCUCCCCCCCAACCCCAAAGAAGGAAUACUAGUAGCUUUUUGUGCCUUCAGCUGUUAUGAGCGUUGUUUUUUGUUUUUUCUUAAUAUUUUAUUUUAUUAAAUAUUGUAACUUUAGCUCAGCACACAACAGGAUAAUAUAAAGAGCUGCCUCUCUUA
This is a messenger RNA of Pelobates fuscus (common spadefoot toad), 2575 nucleotides long. It is a transcript of the gene GNAI2, whose product is annotated as G protein subunit alpha i2. The coding region runs from base 229 to 1296 and encodes 355 amino acids. Lineage: Eukaryota; Metazoa; Chordata; Amphibia; Anura; Pelobatidae. Gene Ontology annotation, molecular function: GTP binding; G-protein beta/gamma-subunit complex binding; GTPase activity. The record is from RefSeq and is a predicted model, not a curated record. The transcript is spliced from 9 exons. Gene Ontology annotation, biological process: adenylate cyclase-inhibiting G protein-coupled receptor signaling pathway; G protein-coupled adenosine receptor signaling pathway; gamma-aminobutyric acid signaling pathway. Gene Ontology annotation, cellular component: heterotrimeric G-protein complex.